This is a messenger RNA of Ixodes scapularis (black-legged tick), 3031 nucleotides long. RefSeq names its product mannose-1-phosphate guanyltransferase alpha-B (gene Gmppa). The transcript has a single exon. The record is from RefSeq and is a predicted model, not a curated record. Gene Ontology annotation, cellular component: cytoplasm. Gene Ontology annotation, biological process: biosynthetic process. Lineage: Eukaryota; Metazoa; Arthropoda; Arachnida; Ixodida; Ixodidae. The coding region runs from base 608 to 1864 and encodes 418 amino acids.
UUUUUUUUUUUUUUUUUUCAUUUUUAAGUUGCACAUUUGCUCCGCUCUUCAAAAGGGGCGAUUUCUCCCGCAACCCCCGCAACGCCCGCAACACGGCUUGCCCGCGUUGCUAUCAUCAUUAUUAAAUUUUAUUUUAUUCCUUUUAUUCGCACUGUUUAAACAAGCAGUUUUGCGCAACGUUACUAACGUUGGUUUUGCGCUAUAAACGAGUUUUUAUACAUUUAAAUGACGUUAAGAUUACCAAAUCAUCUUUCUGAAACGGUUUAUUUAAAAAAAGAAUAUUAAUUUUAAACCAGAACCAGGUCUUUAGUUGUCAUCAUCACCGGCCCGGAGUAUCACGUGAAAAUAUCGCGUCCCUGAUUGGCUGCUACCGCUUCAAAUGCCGUCUUUCUUCGAGCCGGACCCGAUUAAAUCCCGAUCUCAGCGAUUCGUGUCGAUCUGGGUACCUCGGGACACGUAACCCCAGCAACCCCAAAAUUGCUGAGAAAGUUGCCCCGUCUGAAGCGUUGCUGAAGCCAUACGUUGACACCGCUAAGCCAGCUGAGCAUUCCGACCACAGCGAUGCCGACGGCGCGAUAGACGUGAGGCACCACGUCGACACGAGACGAUGCUGAAAGCGGUCAUCCUGAUCGGCGGGCCCCAGAAGGGCACCCGCUUCCGACCGCUUUCCUUCGACAUUCCGAAGCCCCUGUUCCCGGUGGCCGGCAUGCCCAUGAUGCAGCACCUGAUCGAGGCGUGCUGCAGGCUGCCGGCCCUCCGCGAGAUCCUGCUAAUCGGCUUCUACCCGGCCGACGACGCCGACCUGUCGAGCUUCGUGCGGUCGGCUAGCAAGGAAUACCAGCUGCCCGUCCGCUACCUCCAGGAGUAUACGGCGCUGGGUACCGCGGGCGGCAUCCACCACUUCCGCGACCAGAUCCGCCGCGGCGAUCCGGAGGCCUUCGUGCUCAUCAACGGCGACGUGUGCGGCAACUUCCCCCUAGCCCAGAUGGUGGCCUUCCACCGGUCCCUGCCCAAGAGUAACCUAGUCACUAUGCUAGCCACCGAGGCGACGCGGCACCAGUCGCUCAGCUACGGGUGCAUCGUCGAGGACCGUGCCACGCACGAGGUGCUGCACUACGUAGAGAAGCCGUCCACCUUCGUCAGCGCCGUCAUCAACUGCGGCGUCUACGUGUGUAGCCUCGACCUGUUCCAGCGGACGGGCGCCGUACUGCGUGAGCGGCCCGAAGAUGUCUUGGCGCCCGACCACCGGGACGCCAUCAGCCUGGAGCUGGACGUACUCGGUCCCCUUGCGGCCAGCGGGCGCCAGCUGCAUGUCUUCCAGACGAGCGAGUGGUGGAGCCAGCUCAAGACGGCAGGCUCGGCCAUCUACGCUAACCGGCACUACCUGGAGCUGUACCGGCGUUCGCACCCGGAGCGGCUUGCCAAGCCUCUGGGCCCCCCCACCAUCCUGGGCGACGUGUUCGUGCACCCGUCGGCCUGCGUGCACCCGAGCGCUACUUUGGGGCCCAACGUGUCCAUCGGCCCGGGCGCCCGGGUCGGGUCCGGCGUGCGCAUCCGGGAGUCCCUGGUGCUGGCCAACGCCGUGGUAAGCGACCACUCGCUCGUCCUCCACUCCAUCGUGGGCAUCAACAGCACUGUUGGCGCCUGGACGCGCGUCGAGGGCACUCCGUGCGACCCCAACCCGGACCGACCCUUCGCCAAGACGGAGAACGUGCCGCUCUUCAACGCCGACGGCCGCCUCAACCCCUCCAUCACGGUGCUAGGCUGCAACGUAACGGUACCCUCUGAGGUCAUUGUCCUCAACUCCAUUGUCCUGCCCCACAAGGACCUCGCCCAGAGCUACAAGAACGAGAUCAUCCUCUGAGGCCAGACCGUCUGUUGGACGACGCCUGGAGGGGACUUCGGGGCCGGCUCGGUGUCCGGAUGGCACCAGACGCAGUGUUUGCAAUAAGGUUGACUCGUCGACCGUACAUGCUUUGGAUACUUGGCCCGAGGGAUGGGCUUCUCAAUUAGCCUGACUGCGUCCGGAUACAUGGACCCUGAUGGACGUCAAACCCACUUUAGACGGUCUGCAAAACUCGCUUUUUCAACGAUUUACUACAGAGUAGGUGGUGAAAGAAAAAAGAUCAAUAGAAUCGAAAAUUUCGGGCAAUCACUUGCAGACAGCGUGUGCUGUCCACUUAAUGACAUAUCGGGAACGUCGAGAAGGGUUGCUUCACUACCCAGUGCAUGUGCACUUGCAAUUGAUUGACGCAGUAAACUGAAAACGCUCCGUGGUUUGCCCCCACAUCUAGGCUCUCCAAUGCCCAGCACCGAGCUUAGCAUCUUCUGAAUGUCUUGACUCCUCAGCGCACCAUAUCUCUCUAAUGUACCAUAUUCAAAGUGCAAUAAACUAAAUAGAAAAAUAUUAAUUUUAAUAAUUCUUGCACAGAGAUGAUAGGAGAUACUUCACGUUGCACCAUCUGUCGGCAGCACUUAUGAGCAGGCGAGCACCGUUAUGGCACUGUGUGCAAGAUUGCCCCAAACAGGUUUGUCACCGGGUAAGCUCAUCCGUCCAUAUUUUCGCUGCACACUUGCACCAUUUAGCCCCACCUCUGUAGUGAAUCGCACAGCAAUAUGUAGACAAAGCAAGUUUUGUGGACCGUCUCCAGUGGGUUCCAAGCGUUGGUGUACAUGCUGAAAAAUAUGUGCCACCUUCAACCAUUGAAACCGACCAAACUGCAACAACACACUAGUAAUGGCACCUUUGAAAGCAUUUUUGUUUGAGCCUAAAAGAGAUUGACUUCCAACAAAGACAAGCUUCCUUUCAUUGUUUUAUUAUCUUUGAAACAUUUUUCCUAUAAUUGACUCUCUAGGCACCUUUGAAAGCAUUUCCGUUUGAGCCUAAAAGAGAUUGACUUCCAACAAAGACAAGAUUCCUUUCAUUGUUUUAUUAUCUUGGAAACAUUUUUCCUAUAAUUGACUUUCUAAUGUGCUCGGGCACUGCAUGCACCAUUUUAUGAAAUAAAAACAACUUUGUUACGACUAAAAA